Molecule: messenger RNA, 786 nt
Organism: Musa acuminata subsp. malaccensis (wild Malaysian banana)
Lineage: Eukaryota; Viridiplantae; Streptophyta; Magnoliopsida; Zingiberales; Musaceae
Source: RefSeq, a predicted model, not a curated record
ACAUAUAGGGGAGAGAGAGAGAGAGAGAGAGAGCACCAUCAACGGGAGGCAUGGAAGGUGGGAGAGAGAUGGGGAUAGAUGAUUCCUUCAAGAGGCCGGGAUCCAUUCCGUUCAAGUGGGAGAUCCAACCAGGUGUUCCCAAGCACGGGGAUGACACGAUGAUCACUGCAUCGCCCAACGUAGUAACCCCAAAGCUCAGCCCUCCUCCAUCCAUGCACGCCGCCGGCACCUCCUCUUCCCCCUCGCCAUCCAGCUAUCAGGCCUUCUCCUCCCUCGGCUGCUUCCCUGCUUCUUCCAUCAGGUACAGGAACUACAAGAAGACCGCCAAGCUCUUUUCCCUGAUGCGCCGUCGCUCCAUGUCCGAUCGGUACUCCAUGCCUUCUUUCGCGUCGAUUCGGGAAGACGACGACGCCUCCGACGCCGGCAGCAGCUCGCUGGCCCUCUCAGACGCAAGCAGCGUUUGAAGCGAUGGCUGGUGACUCUACGACUGCUGCUGCUGCUGCUGCGACGAAUCUGUAGAGCACGCCAAGAGGCAUCACUGCUUAUCGUUUCAUCUGUACAAAGAUCUCUGGUUUCACUUGUCUUGUUCCGUAUCGGCUUUGGAUUUCGGAAGCUUAGCGAUCUUGAUGAACGGUUCAUUCUUGUCCUUCGUAUCAGAGAGUACGCAUCGAAGAUGAGAUUAACGCCGUGUUGUCUUUUUGUUUGACUGCAGAGGAGAACAACUCUGCAAAAAGAGUCGAUGUUUCUCAUGAUUAAUAGUGUGGAUCUUAAGACUUAGCAUUAAAA